ACAAAAAUGACAGAUAACAUUAUCUAUAAUCACGGUUUCAUAUUUUUAUUACUAAAUUUUCAAAAUCAUUAAAAUCAAUUAUAUUUUAAGGGCUUAAACUUGCAGUUAUUUGGAUGUGUAAAUAACUACUGAUCAACGAGUAGUGUCAAGUCACUGAGUCCAACUUUUCUAAGCCAUGUCGAAGUACAAUGCCAGUAAGUUGCGACAAAUGAAACAAGGAGUUGAAAAAAUUCAACAUGGUAAGUUGAAGACAAACAUACCGGCCGGCAUGGCCACACCAGGCCCUCCUCUCGGGCCCAUGUUGGGUUGUAGGGGCAUCAACAUUACGACGUUCUGUAAGGACUUCAAUGAGAAGACCAAAGACAUUAAAGAUGGCAUACCUCUACCGACUCGGGUACACGUCAAUCCAGACCGAAGCUAUCAGAUAUCAAUAACAAAACCUCCAUCCAUGUUUUAUCUAAAACAAGCUGCAGGCAUACAAAAAGGAGCCAUAAACCCUUUGAAAGAGACGGCCGGAAUGGUUACUCUUAAACACGUGUAUGAAAUAGCUUUAAUAAAGCAGACUGAUGAGAACUUAGAAUUUAGAAGUCUAAAAGAUAUAUGUGACAUGUUAAUUUCUACUGCCAGAUCUUUGGGUAUCAAAGUAGUUAAAGAAUUGAAUGCAGAGGAGUAUCAACAAUUUUUAGAAGAACGAAAAAUUGUGUUAGAAGAAAGAAAACGAGAAUUACAAGAACUGAAAGAAGCAAAAAUGUUAAGAACAUCAUAAAUAAUGAGUUAAUCAUCAUUGUUAGAAGUAGGUAUCAAUAAAAAUUAGUUUUAUACAAUA
This is a messenger RNA of Aphis gossypii (cotton aphid), 826 nucleotides long. It is a transcript of the gene mRpL11, whose product is annotated as 39S ribosomal protein L11, mitochondrial. Bases 176 to 766 code for a protein of 196 amino acids. Gene Ontology annotation, molecular function: structural constituent of ribosome; large ribosomal subunit rRNA binding. The record is from RefSeq and is a predicted model, not a curated record. The transcript has a single exon. Gene Ontology annotation, biological process: translation. NCBI's taxonomy places the organism in Eukaryota, Metazoa, Arthropoda, Insecta, Hemiptera, Aphididae. Gene Ontology annotation, cellular component: mitochondrial large ribosomal subunit; ribosome.